AUGCGAUUACAGGAUUUAUUGGAAAAGGCUCAGUGUGUUUUGAACAGCUCGGAUUUUGGAGAUGGAGACUUAAAGUUCAAGAAAUCUUGGAAAAUGAAGGAAGGGUUAAGGAUGGUCUUGAUGUCUGUGACGCGUUCUUCAGAAGACUUAAUUCAAAGAAGGCAAUGAAAAACUGGAAGUUUAUGCUUAAGCCGAGAUGGGAGACGAAAAAGGAUUUAUUAG
Molecule: messenger RNA, 222 nt
Organism: Blepharisma stoltei
Lineage: Eukaryota; Ciliophora; Heterotrichea; Heterotrichida; Blepharismidae
Source: the annotation of a GenBank genome assembly